AUGGUUGGUUUGUCGGAUUUCCUCGUGGGUGCCUGCCUUGUGCCGGCUGUCUACAGUUCUUUUUCUACAUCUGCUUCCAAGGCUUCUUCCCAUGCUGCUUCUACUUCAGCCUCCUCUUCCUCGGCUGCUGCAUACUCCCAGUUUAGUCUGCCUGCUAGUGCGGAUGUUGGUGCCAAUUUGAUUGCCAAUAUCGAUGAUCCUAAGGCUAUCGAUGCCCAAUCGGCCUGUCCGGGUUACAAAGCGUCCAAUGUAAAGGAGUCUGCCAGGGGGUUGACCGCCACUCUGAAGCUUGCCGGUAAGGCAUGCAACGCCUAUGGCACGGAUGUGGACUCGUUGGAUUUGUCGGUUGAGUACCUUGCCAAUGAUCGACUCAAUGUUCAAAUUGUUCCGACUUACAUUGAUUCGUCCAAUGCUUCUUGGUUCAUGUUGGAUGAGAGUACCGUUCCUCGAGCCAAGUCGGAUAAGAACGCCUCCAAGAAGGAUAGUGAUCUUGAGGUCACUUGGUCUAAUGAGCCUUCUUUCCAGUUCAAGAUUACUCGCAAGGCUACUGGUGAUACCAUCUUUGAUACCACCGGGUCGCGCUUGGUAUUCGAAAACCAGUUCAUUGAAUUUGUGACCUCGUUGCCUAAAGAUUACAACCUUUACGGUAUUGGAGAGCAUAUUCAGCAGUUGCGUCUUUUGGACAACGCUACCUUGACUCUCUAUGCGUCAGACCAGGGUGACCCAGUCGAUGACAAUAUCUAUGGAUCUCACCCUUUCUAUCUUGACACCCGCUAUUACGAUGUCAGCGAAAGUGGCGACCACACCCUCGUUGCGAGUGACAAAGCCGAUCAAUCAAAAGACUAUGUCUCCUACUCGCACGGUGUCUUCUCGCGAAAUGCCCAUGGCCAGGAAGUUAUCAUGCAGUCUGAGGGACUCAAGUGGCGCACUCUGGGUGGUAGCAUCGAUCUCACCUUCUACUCGGGGCCUACUCAGGCCGAUGUCACCAAGAACUAUCAACUGAGCACCAUUGGACUGCCUGCAUUGCAGCAGUACUUUACCCUUGGCUACCACCAGUGUCGCUGGGGAUACCAGAACUGGACUGUUGUUGAAGAUGUUGUUUCUAACUUUGAGAAAUUUGGAAUCCCGCUUGAGACUAUCUGGAAUGACAUUGAUUAUAUGCAUGGCUACCGUGACUUUGACAAUGACAAGAACCGCUACUCCUACAGCGAGGGCGAGGAAUUCCUUGACAGGCUGCAUAAGAGUGGCCGUCACUACGUGCCCAUCAUUGACUCCGCUAUCUACAUACCGAACCCUAACAAUGAGUCUGAUGCCUACGAGACCUACACUCGCGGUCACAAAGAUAAUGUCUUCUUGAAGAACCCUGAUGGAAGUGAAUACAUUGGAGCUGUCUGGCCCGGAUACACAGUCUUCCCUGACUGGCAUAACCCCAACACAAGCGACUUCUGGACGAACGAGAUUGUGGCCUACCACAAAAAGCUAGCGAUCGACGGCAUCUGGAUUGAUAUGAGUGAAGUUUCUUCCUUCUGCGCCGGUAGCUGCGGAUCAGGCAACCUCAGUCUGAACCCAAUCCACGGCACCACCCUGCCUGGAGAGCCUGGCAAUGUGAUCUACGACUAUCCCGAAGGAUUUGAGUUGACCAACAAGACCGAAGCUGCCUCUGCGGCUUCCGCAUCAUCUAGCCAAGCUGCGGCCGCGACAAGCUCCGAGUCUUCUUCCAGCGUCUCCUACUUGCGAACUACACCCACUGCCGGUGUGCGCAAUAUCAACUACCCGCCAUACGUCCUCAACCACGACCAAACAGGCCAUGAUCUAGCCAUCCACGCGGUAUCCCCCAACGCCACUCACUCCGAUGGUGUCCAGGAAUACGACGUGCACAACCUAUUCGGGCACCAAAUCCUCAACGCCACCUACAACGGCCUCCGCGCAGUCGACGAGCAAAAGCGACCCUUCAUCAUCGGCCGCUCAACAUUCGCCGGCUCAGGCAAAUGGGCCGGCCACUGGGGCGGCGACAACUUCUCCAAAUGGGCCUACAUGUUCUUCUCAAUCCCACAAGCCCUCUCCUUCUCCCUCUUCGGCAUCCCAAUGUUCGGCGUCGACACCUGCGGCUUCAACGGCAACAGCGACGAAGAACUCUGCAACCGCUGGAUGCAACUAUCCGCCUUCUUCCCCUUCUACCGCAACCACAACACGCUCUCCGCAAACCCACAAGAACCCUACACCUGGGCCUCCGUCACAGACGCCACCAAAAAAGCCAUGAAAAUCCGCUACGCAAUCCUCCCCUACUUCUACACCCUCUUCCACGAAGCCCACACAACCGGCUCGACGGUCAUGCGCGCGCUAGCCUGGGAAUUCCCAACAGACCCCUCCCUCGCCGCCAUCGACACCCAGUUCCUCCUCGGUCCAUCGCUGAUGAUCGUCCCAGCCCUAGCCCCGCAAGUCGACUCCGUCAAGGGUGUCUUCCCGGGCCUGAAACAUGGCGAGAUCUGGUACGACUGGUACAACCAGACGGCCGUGACUGCCCGCCCGGGCGUGAACACCACCAUCCCCGCGCCUCUCGGCCAUAUCCCUGUCUUCGUGCGCGGCGGCAGUAUCCUACCCAUGCAGGAGCCGGCGCUGACUACGAAGGCAGCGCGCAGCACGCCUUGGUCGCUGCUCGCUGCGCUGUCGGGUAAUGGGACUGCUGUUGGCGAUUUGUAUAUCGAUGAUGGGGAGAGUGUCCGGCCUGAUGCUAGUCUGAAUGUGAGGUUCAAGGUGCAGGCUUCGAGUCUGAGUGCUGAUACUCGGGGUGAAUGGAAGGAGGUGAACCCGCUGGCUAAUGUUACUGUUCUGGGUGUUUCGGAGAGACCCGGUGCUGUUACACUUAAUGGUCGGUCUGUUCCGGCCUCUGGUGUGAGGUAUAAUGCUACUUCGCAUGUGCUUUCUGUUGGUGGGUUGGAGAAGUUCACGGCGGGUGGUGCGUUUGGUGAGAACUGGGUGCUUAAGUGGUAG
Molecule: messenger RNA, 2991 nt
Organism: Penicillium nucicola
Lineage: Eukaryota; Fungi; Ascomycota; Eurotiomycetes; Eurotiales; Aspergillaceae
Product: glycoside hydrolase family 31 protein
Exons: 4
Coding region: 1-2991 (996 amino acids)
Biological process (GO): carbohydrate metabolic process
Molecular function (GO): hydrolase activity, hydrolyzing O-glycosyl compounds; carbohydrate binding
Source: RefSeq, a predicted model, not a curated record